GCCCCUGAGGCGAUGGCGGCCGCGGGGCGCCCGGAGGAGCUGGAGCUCAGCGCCGAGGAAGCGGAGCGGCUGCGGGAAGCCUUCCGCGACCCUCGUUUCCGCGAACUGUUCGCCGAGUACGCGGCCGAGCUGGCCGACCCCGAGCAGCGGCGGCUGUACGAGGAGGAGGUGACGGCGCUGGAGCGGGAGCGCGGCGUGGAGGUGCGCUUCAUCCACCCGACCCCCGGCUACGUGCUGCGCACCAGCCAGGCCGGCUCCCGCCGCUGCUACCUCAACAUCUGCAGCAACCCGCACAUCGACCGCCCUCAGGCUCGCCGGGAGCCCGGCGGCCACCGCUGGGCUCUGCCUUACAGCCUGGCACCGGGACGCGAGGAGCUAAUGAGGGGCGGCCACCGCCGCUGCCUGGUUUACGACGUGGUUUUCCAUCCCUCAGCCCUCCGCCUGGCCUCCCGCAGCUCCCGCUUUCGCCGCCUGCUCAGCGACACGGCCAUGGAGGCGGUGGAGCGCCGCUUCGCCCUCCGCCUCGACCGCACCAACGCCGCCAUCCUCCGCGGGGCCACCUACAAGGGCGUCCCGCAGGCUCCCGUCAUCCGCACCCCGCUGCCCGGCGGCCCCACGCCGCCCCCCUCCGUCCCCGCCAGCCCUUUGCCACCUUUCCCCGUCCCCCCGUCCCCUCAGUCCCGUCCCGCUCCUCCUGAUCCUCCUCCCCCCCCCGGCCCCACCACGCCUCGCUGGAGCCUCCUGCAGCGCUCCUACGUGGAGCUGCAGGACUACCGCUGCUGCCGGGACUCCGUGCCCAGCCCGGUGCCCCGGGAGCUGGUGGUGACGGUGGAGCUGCCUCUGCUCCGCUCCGCCGCCGGGGCCGUGCUCCAGGUCCUGCCCCGGGAGCUGCGCCUCGACUCUCAGCGACCCGCCUACCGCCUCCGCCUCCGCCUGCCCUACGCCGUGGACGAGAGCCGAGGCCGGGCCGCCUUCCACAAGGCCGAGAGGAGGCUGCUCGUCACCCUGCCCGUCGUGCACGACCCCCCUCCCGCUCCCCAGCAGCCGCAGGGGGACGACGGGGGGCGGCUGGAGGAGCCCGGCCUCGGUGGGGAGCCGGUGGCUGAGGGGGGAGGCAGCGAGGCUGCUCCUCCUCCUUCUCCUCCUUCCUCUCCUCCUCCUUCUCCUCCUUCUUCCCCUACUCCUUCCCCCUGCAGCACGUGGAGCAGCACCGGGGACUCCCCCACUCCCCCCAAAGAUCCCCCCCGCUCCGGAGCUGCUUCCCCCGAGCCCAGCGGCCUCCCUGAGGGCUCCCCCCCCAGCCCAGCCCCGCUGGAGGCUGAGGCCGAGGCCAACCCCGCUGUCAUGGCCCCGAGCCUGCCCCGUGCCCUGUGCCCUCCCUUCCGCUGCCGCCAGGACGAGGCCUCCCUCACCCUGCUGCUGCCCGUGCCCUGCAUCCAGCCCCAAAGCUUGCAGGGGGAUGUGGGCACCAACCACUACAGCCUCCGCUUCUCCAGUGCUACCAAUGCCUACUCCCUCUUCCUGAGGUUUCCCCCAGCAAACAGGCUGGCAGCCCCCGAGACCAGCGUGAGCGUGAGCCCCCACAACGCUGCCAUCGGGCUGGCCAAAGCCCCCGGGAGCGACGGGCCCUGGGAGAAGUUCAGCUUCGGCCUCGACGCCUCCGCUCUGCAGGAGAGAUUGUUUGUCAGCGAAGAAAACGUUGAUGGGUUCCUAGACACUGUUCUGUGCCCUUCUGUUUGCGCAGAGGCAGAACUGGAAAGUCAACCAUUAAUUGAAGUGCUUGAUGUUUCAGAGGACAGAAGUCAAAUCAGGCUGAAGCCGCAGGAAGCAGCCCAUAGUGAACGUGGUGAAAAAGAACAAGUAGCAAACAGCUCAGAAGGAGAUCCCGCCGAAAAGACGAAUGAUGACCCCUUCCAAACCAAGACAGAGACAAACUGCCCUGCAGCUGACACAGUGGAAGAACGUGCUGCAGAAACCAACACAACUUCUACGUCUUCUGUACCAGCUGAAACAAUGGGAAAAGCAGAUUGUAGUUCACACCAUUGUUUGCAGCACGAACCCUCUGACACCAGUUCAGCAGUUCCUGGCAAAUCUGGGAGCAACGAACCAGAUUUAGACUCUGCUCUCACAGUCGGCGAAACGGCCGCAUCCUCAGCAUCUGACACACAGGGGGGCCUUCUGCUGGGAGGGCAGGCAAAAAUGGAAGGGGAGGAAGCAGCUGCGGAUGCAGAGCCGGCCCGUGGGACGCCGCGCAGCUCGGGCAGCAGAGCGGCCUCCCCGCUCCUCCGAGAGGUGAGCACGCAGGAUGGGAGCGUGCAGAUCAUCAGGGAUCACACCACGCACUGUGCCGUCACGUUUCAGAAUGCUUUGCUGUAUGAACUGGACUAGUGUGAUUGUUCCAGGAUUUCCUUCUGUUGUUUGUUGCUUACUGGGACUUCCACGCGCUGCUUGAGGGCUCCAGGGCUGAAAGCAGAAAGCAGGCUCCUACUGAAACCGUUCUGCUUACACGUCAACUUAGAAUACUUGAGCUGUUAAUAAUUUUUCAAGUUAGUAGGUCUGAGUUCUCUUUAAUUAUAUGUAUGAGCUGAAAUAGUUUUACUGACAAGAAUGAUGCAGCUGAAGGUGAAUCUAAGCUCCUGGAAGACAAUGCAUCCUCAUUACUUAUUUAACUUUCUUAAUCUCUUACUAAAUUACACAGGUUAUUUGUACAUAUCCUCCUUCUAACGGCUCCCACAGGAACUGCUGUAUUUAGUCCACCUAGAAAUGAGCGGUAUUCAUCAUUUUUUUUUUCCAAACCCUUCAUUUUGUGAUAAUCGGAGGAUUAGACUGCCACUGAUUUUUAGCAAUCAAAUGAAAUUUCUAAUUACAUGGAGAAGUUCUAAUUAGUCUCCUAGAAAUAAUCAUCAUUUAUACUACGUGUUCCACCCUGGUGUAUUACUUCAGUUAUGCAGCAUCCAAACAUACCCCAGUCUGUCAGCGAACAAAUUCGAUUGUACAAUAGAAACAUCCUGUCUUGUUGCAUCUGCUACUAAGUAUUUACAAUUUGUAAAAUGGAUUCAUUUCAUCCAGAUUAGGUUCACUUUUCAGCCCUCUGUCAGCUUCAGCUCGCUGUUUACUAGUUCGUGUCUCUGAAGUGUGAUAACCAACAAGAACAGAUCUAUAAUAAACUUUCAGUUCCCUUUCUCACUCCUUCUGACAUAACUUCUGGUUUUUUGUUUUGAGUUGUACGAGACAAAAAUGUACCUUGGAAUAAAUUUUUUUGACUUGUUUCACA
This is a messenger RNA of Anas platyrhynchos (mallard), 3274 nucleotides long. It is a transcript of the gene DNAAF2, whose product is annotated as dynein axonemal assembly factor 2. Gene Ontology annotation, biological process: axonemal dynein complex assembly; cilium-dependent cell motility; epithelial cilium movement involved in extracellular fluid movement. Lineage: Eukaryota; Metazoa; Chordata; Aves; Anseriformes; Anatidae. The record is from RefSeq and is a predicted model, not a curated record. Gene Ontology annotation, cellular component: cytoplasm.